Histoplasma mississippiense is the source of this 1458-nucleotide messenger RNA. RefSeq lists its product as hypothetical. The record is from RefSeq and is a predicted model, not a curated record. Gene Ontology annotation, biological process: transmembrane transport. The transcript is spliced from 6 exons. NCBI's taxonomy places the organism in Eukaryota, Fungi, Ascomycota, Eurotiomycetes, Onygenales, Ajellomycetaceae. Gene Ontology annotation, molecular function: transmembrane transporter activity. Bases 1 to 1458 code for a protein of 485 amino acids. Gene Ontology annotation, cellular component: membrane.
AUGUCUGGUGAUAUAGAGAAAGCCCCGGACAGGGUCUCCGUUGACUAUAUCAACGAUACAACAAAGCAGAACUCCGACAUCGAUGUCGACGAGGUUUAUACAUACGCGGAGCAGAGGAAAAUAGUCCACCGUGUCGACCGCCGGCUCGUGACUAUGUGUGGCCUGGGCUACUGCAUCAGCUUGAUGGAUCGGACGAACUUGUCAGUUGCAGCCGUCGCCGGAAUGAACGUAGAACUUGACUUGAAUAUUGGCUUUCGAUACUCCCUUGUCGCUCUGGUCUUCUUCACAACGUAUAUUGUUUUUCAGCCGCCAAUGACAGCGGUUAUUCGCAAAAUCGGGCCAAGGAACUUCAUUAGUUUUAUUGUGUUCACAUGGGGAAUAUGUUUGAUUGGUUUUGGUUUGUGCAAGAAUUGGGGACAACUUACAGCCCUCAGAGCGCUUCUGGGAGUCCUGGAAGCCGGCUUCUUCCCGGGUACCGUGUAUCUUCUGUCUACCUGGUACUCGAGAUAUGAAGUUCAGAAGCGGUAUUCGAUUUUCUACCUGAUCGGUUGCGUGGCUGCCGCACUUUCAGGUAUCCUCGCGUUUGGAUUCAGCCAGAUGGCUGGUAUUCAAGGAAUGGGUGGUUGGAGAUGGAUUUUUAUUUUGCAAGGUCUUUUAACCAUUGCUGUUGCUAUUCUCAUUUUUAUAUUCAUCGUCGACUUUCCCGACAAGGCUCAUAAAGCCUGGAAAUUCCUGACCCAGGACGAAUGUGCCUUCAUCAUUCGGCGAUUGAACAAGGACAGAGGUGAUGCCGAUGUCGAACCAUUUACCCUUAAAAGAUUCCUCCGUCCUGCGCUGGACUUGAAAAUCUGGGGCUUCGGCAUGAUAUUUUUCUGCCUGACCACAGUCACCUACGCCAUUGCCUAUUUCCUUCCCAUCAUCCUCCACAACAACAUGGGCUUUGGUGUUGGCGCAUCCCAGUGCCUCGUCGCACCGCCGUAUGUCCUGGCGGGAAUUCUCAUGUUCUCAACCUCCUGGGUGGCGGACAAGUAUAAAAUGCGAGCGCCUGUUCUCGUUUUCAACAGUCUCGUUUCCAUAAUUGGGUUACCAAUCAUGGGAUUUGCAGAAGGCAAUGCCGUGCGUUAUUUUGGAGUGUUCCUGACGACCGCGGGUGUCAAUGCCAACAUUCCAUGUUCUCUCGCGUACCAGGCCAAUAACAUUCGUGGUCAGUGGACGAGAGCGCUAGCUAGUUCCACACUUGUAGCGAUGGGCGGGAUUGGAGGUAUCACAGGUAGUUUGGUAUUCAGGUCGCAGGAUGCGCCCCAAUACAUCCCCGGUAUUUAUGCAGCCAUCGCCUGUCAACUCCUUCUCCUUAUCAUUGUUGCCAUGUUGAGCUUUUAUUUCUGGAGAUGCAAUAAGAAAGCAGACCGUGGAGAAAUGAUCAUCGAGGGAUCUCCUACUUUCAGAUAUACAAUAUAA